Messenger RNA from Oxyura jamaicensis (ruddy duck), 3431 nucleotides. RefSeq names its product AU RNA binding methylglutaconyl-CoA hydratase (gene AUH). Gene Ontology annotation, cellular component: mitochondrion. The coding region runs from base 162 to 854 and encodes 230 amino acids. The record is from RefSeq and is a predicted model, not a curated record. The transcript is spliced from 10 exons. Gene Ontology annotation, molecular function: enoyl-CoA hydratase activity. Gene Ontology annotation, biological process: fatty acid beta-oxidation. Lineage: Eukaryota; Metazoa; Chordata; Aves; Anseriformes; Anatidae.
CUAGCAAGCUUUGCUUCUCCUUGUUUCUGUUGCUGUCACCUGCUCCUAGCCUUGUUUUCCUCAGCUGUGCCAAGAGUCUUGUGUUAAUCCCCCUGGGAAUUGUGGUGCUUGGGUUAAACAGAUCUCAUGCCAAGAAUGCCCUUAACAAAAAUCUUUUAAAAAUGAUGUCAAAAGCUGUGGAUGCUUUGAAAUCUGAUAAGAAAGUACGAACUGUUAUAUUCCGGAGUGAAGUCCCAGGGAUAUUCUGUGCUGGUGCUGACCUUAAAGAAAGAGCAAAAAUGCACUCAAGUGAAGUUGGUUCUUUUGUCUCAAAAGCAAGAGCAACUAUUAAUGAAAUGGCUAAUCUUCCUGUACCAACCAUUGCUGCAAUAGAUGGAACUGCAUUGGGUGGUGGCCUUGAACUUGCUUUAGCCUGUGACAUAAGAGUGGCAGCCUCUUCUGCUAAGAUGGGCCUAGUUGAAACAAAGUUGGCAAUCAUUCCAGGUGCAGGGGGGACACAGAGAUUACCCCGCACAAUUGGAGUAUCUUUGGCUAAAGAACUAAUCUUCUCUGCGCGCAUUGUAGAUGGUGAGGAAGCAAAAUCAAUAGGAUUGAUUAGCCAUGUGGUAGAACAGAAUGAAGCAGGGGAUGCCGCAUACAGAAGAGCACUAGCUCUGGCAAAAGAAUUUUUACCUCAGGGACCAGUAGCAAUGAGAGUUGCAAAGCUGGCCAUCAAUCAGGGAAUGGAGGUCGACUUAGUAACAGGCUUAGCAAUCGAAGAAGCUUGUUACGCUCAGACUAUUCCAACCAAGGAUAGAAUUGAAGGUCUUCUUGCAUUUAAAGAGAAGAGACCUCCUCGCUACAAGGGAGAAUAAAAGAAGCUGAUGCCUUUAAACUACAAUGGGGUAUAUGUACAGAUAUGAGGACCAUUAAGGUGCACUUUGCAUCUGAGCCUAGAAUAUCACAACCACCAAAGUAAAAGCAAAUCAUACUGAUGUUACAACAUUUUCAAUGUGUCCAUACUUGUACUGGGCCCAGAUAGAAAUGUGUGUCUAUUCAUGCUCAUUACAGUUUCUGAAGGCUGAUCUGUGUACUGGCAAGGUCAUAAUUUCAUGCAGCAUUUUUAAAAUUUCAUAUGUAUGAAAUUUACCAUUCCACAAUUAAAAAGCUCUAUAAAUUCUUUAUAUAGACAAAAUCUAUAUGCGAUAUUAAGUAUAAAUUUGCUGUAUCAUUUUAUCAAAAUAAAAGUGACUUCUGAACAUCAAAAAAAAAAAAAAAAGAAAUUGCACCAAAUAUGCAUUUAAAUGAUUCUGUAUAUCAGUAAAAAUACAUUUGAGAAUUCUACCUGCAUAUGUACGUUAUAAAUAAAGUUAAGGGAGAUGAAAAGGAUUAUUGUUUGGUAAAUGUUAAGCUUUAUUUGUCUGACUUACACUACUCUAAGUAAAAUGAAAGUAAUUUUGAGAAUAGCACAUAAUGGUGUCCUUUUGAUGAAGUCAUUGCCAUUAUAUUAAUUUAAUUGUAUUAAAUGAAGACAUCUUAGAGGCCAGCCUUUAAUAAUGCAUUCUUGUAUGUUACACUUGGCUUUGUCUUUCAUUCUUCCAAAAUGCCAUCUGAUCAGUACUGUCUGCUGUAACAGAAUUUUAUUUCACUUGCCCUGGUUAUUUUAAAUUUGUGAUGAUUGUAUUAAAAUAUUUUGCGCAGGGAUGUGUCUGAUGUGCUGUUAAAGAAACUAGAAUUCUCUUCAUCCCCAGAUGUCCUUUUUGCAGGGUCUAAAUAAUGUAUAUUUAUAUGCAACCGGGAUGGUAAUGAAAUGUUCUGUAUUCUGUGGUGGCCUCAGGGUUCUGUUCAUAUUUUGAAAGAGAAAUCCAGUAGGUUAUAAGGUGAGAAUGCUGUUGUGAUUCAUAUAGUAUAUUUGAUGUAGUUGUGGCAUAUACAACAAAUGCUUGGAAACAACCUCUUGGAAAUUAUUUUUGUUAACUUGACUGGAAAAUAAACAUGCCUUAGCAGUCAGAGGCUAUCUUUUACAUGAAAACAAAUUUCUUCGUAUUUGGUUACCAUUGGCUUAUGAAACUUGUGCAUGCUCUGCUGUUUCUGCAGCAUUAACUAUGGUCAGUGUCCAUAUCUAUGAUGAUAAAGCAACUAUUGAACAUGAAAUGACAGGAGCUCAUUUAAAUUCAUAUUUAGACAUAUCAUUACAUGUAAAUUGAUUAUAACUGGUAGAGCACACACUUUGUUGACUGGUAAACUUGCUGAGUCGAUCAUUUCAUGCAUGAUAAUUUGCAAAUAAAGUACCGGUGCUUGUUUUGAUAGUCAUAUAAAGCCUAGAGGGUCAUUUUCUCCUGUUUUUGAAAUGCUAACAUGUCAUUUUCAUUUUUACUGAGUAGGAAAUAAUUAUGUUAAUGGGAUAAAAAAAUAUUAAGUCUGUGCUGACUGGUUUGUGUUUCAUAACUUUGAUAUACAGUCUGCUUAUUAAGCUGCCUCUGUUUUUCUAACAAGCCCUGAUUCAGUAGCUUCUGUCAAUGUCUAUUUUAAAAAAGUCUAAUAACUUGAAAUACUGUGGCACAAGCUGUGUAGAUUUGUGCCUUUAACUAGUAGUUUUGAUCUCAGAAAAUAAUUUUGCUGUCACAGUGGUCUCUCCGUUCCUUUUCUCAGGAGGAGAUAUUGUCAGAUUGUAGCAAUUUGAGUCCCUUCUUUGAAGUCAAGAGUUUGAAUGUUAUUUCAAAGUGAGUAUCAAUAGCACAAUUUCUAAAGGUACUAUGUAGUGAUGUUGGAAUAGUUCUAAAGGAACAAUAUUUUAGCAAAAGAUGUGUUAAACAUUACUGUCUCUUUUAUUAAGUAACCAGCAUUAAGAUGACUUCAUUCAUCAUAAUUAAUAGCAAUAUUAGAAUUCUGCUUCCAGGGGAGAGUGAUUUGUAACAGAAAUGUUCUUAUAUAGCCUGACUUCUUCUUAUGAAAGUUUUGAUCUAGCAAAUCCUCCUUCAAGUGCUUAGGAUCAGCUCUUUCAGUUCCUGGUAAAGACAUGCUUUUCUGCACAGUACCUGAUGGGUAGAUGACCGCUGGUCCCUGCAGGUUUCCUGAAAGGUUAUUUCAUGGUCCCUAGGCAUAAGCAGCUUUUUCUCCUGCUUCUCCUGAGCUCAAGUGGGUAGUGAGAUCUUCUGCGCUUCAAUACUGAGAUGAAUAUUGAAAAGUGAUGGUUCAGGUAGGUCAGUUGCCUUGAGCCUCCUGGCAGUGUAAGUGCAAGUGUAACUUAAUAACCCAGAAAUCCUCGCAGAAAUUAAUGUGACAAUUCAUAUGACCCAUGUCAUUUUAGCCUUCAGCCUUUAAUCUAGGAAAGCAUUUAUUGUUUGUUGGGUUUUUAUUUUGUUUGUUUGCUUUUGUUUUACCCUGUGUUAACAUUGAAGUAACUCUGCAUUCUCUCUAGUUUAAUAAAUUUCUGGAUAAAGUUUUCAGAA